UGCUGGGAGAAUUCUGAAAUUUUCAAAAUGGCGGCGGCAGUCCACAGUAAACCGCCUCUGCUCUCCGAACCUCCAGCUCACAGCGAUCUAAACGGCAACUCCUCCCACAAUAUGUCGUCAGAAGACAGCCAAGGCUCCUCGCAGCGAGGGGAAGUAGUUUUGAAGCCAGAGGAAAGUCUCACGGCACUGGGAGAGGAGGAGAGACGGGAGGUUCUAAGCCGGGCCAAGUCGGAAUUCAACAAUCGGCGCAGAAUCGUAGUCCGAAAUCUUCCCAACGAUAUCACCGCUCAGGAUAUCCAGUCCAUGCUGGCAGACUAUGGUGUGCAACAUGUUCAUUUAGACAAGGCCACAGGAACAGCCCAAGUGACAGUCCAAAAUGGUGACCAGGCUGGCACCGCCAUCCUCAAACUGCACCAUUCCUCCUACAAGGACCGGCAGAUCUCCGUCACGCUGGCGCCCAACGAUUCGCUCCUCUGCAUCGCCAACCUCCCGCAGCUGUACGCGCUGGAACAGCUGCAGGAGCUGGCCAGACCGUUCGGGAUCCUAGAACGCUGUUUCCUGCUGCGCAGCGACAGAACUGGACUCAGUAAGGGCUACGGGUUUGUGGAAUACACCAAGAAGGAGUCCGCCCUCCAGGCCAAGAUUCAGCUCACAGGCAGGAGAAUAGGGACCAGGAUUCUGUGCUGUGACAUCAUGGAUCCAGACUUGCUCACCCACGACAGUCUCCAUUCAAAGUGCUUACUGGUGGAGAAACUCCCCAUGGACUUCCGAGACACCAGCCAGCUCAGUAGGAUAUUUAGCCAGCUCUACCCACCCAUGUUUUGCCAGAUUUCCGUGGGACCAAAUGGACAGUCGCGAGGGUUCGCCGUCCUCGAGUUCGAGCUGCCGGAACAGGCGGAGAUUGUGCAACAGGAAACCAACGGUCAUCCCCUACAGGACGUCCACCUCAGGGUGGCCUUCUGUCCGCCUGGACACAACGGGCCGGGGCUGAUGUCUGUCAUGGCCACCGCCCUCAGUUCUGUUGGUCCUGGUAAGAACGGCCUUCUCCCCGACCCCAACCCAGCGCAGCUGCUCAACACACCACCUACACAGGUGCAGCUGCAGCUGUUAGCCAACCAGCUGCUGGGGCUGCAGAACCCUGCAGGGAAGGACGCAGCUGCAGGUGUCAGACAUGGACUUCUUGGAACGACCCCAGGACUGCCCAUGGGUCUGCCCAGCGUCCACCCGACCGUCAUGGCCACCCUGAUCACGCUGAACCAACAACUGAACGCAGCGAGGGGCGGACCUCAGCCCAACUUGUUCCAGAAUCUGCCGCUGCUGAAUAUGCUGCUGCAGCAACAGCCGGGCCUGGGCUCCCAGAACCCACCCAUGAAUCCACAGGUGCCAAACGGGAUGCUAUGUCCGCCUCAACCACCUGCCCCAUCACAACAACAAAUCAGACAAGGCCUACUGGGGGAUGGCCCCACCCCCCUCCUGCCAGGGGGGAUGAACAAGUCCACCCCAGCACCCCCCAGCCUGUCCCCCCCUGGAGACAACAAGCCGCUGGACAUCCAGGCCACCCUCCAGGCCCUACUGACCGCUCUCGGACAGCAACAACAGACCCAGGGGGGCGGGAACCCCAACCUGUCCGCACUCAUCAGUGUGCUGGGACAGCUGCAGAGCUCGGGACAGCUGCAGAACAGCACACCCAGCCAGACAGCACAGAACAGCACACAGAAGAACCUGCUGCUGUCCAACACACAGGUCAACCAAGGUCAGGGGACGGACAAGCCCGCGCUGUUAGGACAGGGACCGGGGAUGGCUGUUCAGGGGGGACCCAAUGCAAUACUGAGCCUUUUGGGGCAGCAGAACCAGGUGCAGUCCCAGCCCUCACCAGUAGGGGUCUCUGCUGGACUGGUCAAUGGCUCUGCAGGCCAAGGUUUGAACACAGCCAACAAUGUCAACAACAACAACAAUCAAGCUGUUGGCCCCCAGAUCCCCCCUCCGUCCCAGGCUGGUGGGAAGAAGAAGGGAUCCCUGCUGGGGGACCCCCCCUCCAACCUCAAGUUCAGCUCCAACCCGUACCUGAACCUGGCCUCUGUGCUGCCGAAGGGGCCCAUGCUCCAGCCCCCUCCCGGGUUGGUGGAUAACGGGGCAGCCCGAGGAAACGCCGCGACGGCUCCGCGGAUCGGGCUACUAGGCGUGGCCCCACCUGGGUUCUUACCUUCGCAGAAUCAGCAAUCCUCUGCUGCCGUGUCGGAGCCACCCCCCGCCCCUGUGAGCCAGCAGCCGCCCCAGCAGGCCCCCCUCCCCACCUCCCAGCCUGACUACAGCCAGAACAGCCACAACUUCACACAGUACCAGCAGGGCUACAGCAGUUAUCAAGAGCAGUACCAGUCCCAGAUGCAGCAGUGGUACCAGUACCAGCACAACGAUACAACACAGGCCUUCAACCAACAGAGCGCAGAACCGUCGACUGAUUACUACCAACAGGCUUAUAAUGCGUACGUAACAAACAACUUCGCUCAGGAACAACAACAACAGCAGCAGCAGCAGCAGCCCUCUGCAGUGUCCCCCCCACAGACAGGUGCUAACAUGCCCAACAACCUGGUACAGGCUGCACAACAGGCUUACAGCUAUCUCAACAAGUUCAUGAAGAAGCAGCAAGAAGGCGUUGUGCCGACAGCUACCACCGCUCAGCAACCCCAGCCCCCUCCCCCCGGGACAGACGGGCUGCUGUACCAGCAGUACGCAGCAGCUGGCUUCGGACAGCAGUGGGCGGGGCAGUGGACACAGCCACAGAAUCUGGACCAGGCUGCACUGCAGCAGUCUCUCCUGGGCACGACUCCCAUGAUGCAGCAGGGCCUGCUGGCUGCACCAGGUGCCGCACAACAGGGACUUCUCGGGGCUUCCCCACCUGGUCAGCAGGGGCUGUUGGGAAACCUCCCACCGACCAUGGGCCCACCUGCCAAACACAACUUCCCACAGCCCCAACAUCCUGCUUUGUCCAGAAAGAUGACUCCUGCGCAGAAACGGAAAGCGCCCCACCUUCUCCCGUCCCCGGAGCCAAGUCCGGAGAGCGGGUACAUAGGCCAGCAUUCCCAGGGGCUCGGCGGGCACUAUGCGGACACCUACAGCAAGAAGAGACGAUCGUAGUCCGACUCUACAUUCCUUUACGUUGACACAAUGAAGGUACUCUGGCUACAGCCACUCUUGUGAGAGUCUGGGAACAAAACUACGUGUAUCUGGCUUUAGGGUGGUUCAAAACCCACCAGAUUCUGGCUAACAAAAGGAGAAAAGGGAAUUCUGGCUCUCUAGGAAGAGGAAAAAGUUGUGCAAAUCUCUACUUCCAAAAGCGUAGGUAGCGAGUUAGGCUUGUACGGGACGUAUGAGUAGUAUAAAGGAUGUGCAGUAUAGUUGGAUAGGUUUUUGUCGAAGCCUCAGGGGCGGAGGCAAUUUUACGAGAGGUCUUCCAGGUAGAUAGAGAUGCAGAAGUUACCUCUGAGAUGGGGUGUCGUCUUUAAAGGUAGUUGAGAUAAAAGAUUAGCUUUGUAUUUAAUGCCCUGAAGUCAAGUUUCUAUGGUCUGGGAAAGUGUCCGAUGCCUUUGAGAGAUUUUGCACGUGAAAUCGGUGCCUGGCAGAGUUUUCAAAUCAAUGGCUGAAGUUUGCCAUUAUGCAGUGUUUUUUUUUAGAUAAAAAGAAAUUUGGACCAUUUUUACAGCUUGAGACAUUUUUAUACCAUUUGAGAUGACAAAAUACUUUCUUUGAAACCAUGACAUCAAUGGGAACAUUUUUAAGAUACAGAAAUUUUACUCAUAUCUGCCAUGGAAGAUUUUCGGACUGAAACCCACCUUUCGAAAUGAUGAGCAUUUGAGAAAAUUAGAUAUUGUUUUUUUGUCUAAUCGUUAGCAUUAAAGUUAGUUACCACAGAUUUUUAGAUAUCGAAAAUUCUAAACGUCCUGUCUUCCUGUGUAAAGUGUGCUUGUCAGUUAAAGCUGUUUUGUUGAAACUCCUUUCUGGAGCUGUUGUGAAACUGUGCCACCUAUCAACUCACAACUGAAGUGCAAUGCCUUUGUUUUGUUAGCAACAAUGCUAGUCUUGCAAUCAUGUUUGGACAACUGAAAGUUUUUAAACAGCAAUAGAACAACUUUUGUCACUACAUCUUUAGCUUAAGCUAGUCUUAGUUAAUAGGUUAAGAAACAGCUGUUAGUUACUGAUUGAAAUCGAUAACGAAAUGUGGCAAUUUAUAACAGCGAUUUUAUAACAGCUCCAAAACUUUUCAGUCCCUUCUCUGCUAUCAUAGUCUAUAUCUUUUAUAAAAGAUGCCAUUGAUGUCAAUAUGCAGUAACUGAAAAAAAUUAACAGCCAUAACUAUUUGUGAUUUUAGAAUUGAUUGAGAUAAAGCCAUUUUUUCCCUGCCAAAUACCAUUUUGGCUACAGUGGUUUUUGAUAUAGAUGCCAAAAUAGAUCUUGGAAAGAAAAGCCUAUGGGAAAGUAACACAGCAUAACUUUGUAUAUAUUUAUAUAGAAGACAAUAGAUGCAAUAGGGGUAUGCAUUGUGAACCCAACUUGAAACAUGUGUAAGCAAGUACCAUUAAGAUUUAAAGAGAAAAAGCCAGUCUGAGAUUGGUUGAGGCACUGUAACAAUUCUUUCUUUAAAAAAAAAAAUUAUCUUCCAAACAAUUCAGUCUUGAUGGACUGAAUUGCUCUGUACCAUGGAAACUGCUCUGAUUCUAACUUUGGAAGGGUCUUUGUCUUGCAAUGUAUGGUAUUGCAAUGCCCCCUAUCACAGUGUUUCUGAAGUGCAACCUGUACAGAGCAGAGUUUUGUGUGGCAAUCAAAAACAAGUCUUUCCCACUGCAAUGGUUGUUGUUCCUGGUGUUUUAGCCAUCUUUACACAAGUCACUGCAAAGAUCUUUAGUAAUUAUUACAUGUAUCUAACAAAAACAUGAAGUGCACUUCUGUCAGAAGUAGCUAGGGGGCACUUGAAAAGCAUGGCCACACGUUUGCAGUUGUCUGACAACUUUUGUAUGAACCGUAUGUGCAUUAGUCCUUGUGUGGUGAUGAGAUUUCCUAACGUACCCACGCCCGAGGUAUAAAACUGUACGUGUGAAGAUCCAAAUGCAGUAUAUGUAUAUUUUGUAACCUGAAGCCAGUCUGAUAUUAUUCACAAAACUAUGCUAUAUCCUUAUAUAGUGCAUGUUUGCUAGAUGCUAGUGAUAUUAUACUGUAGAUAGUAGAGUAGUAGAAAGAGAGGCCAGUGCUAUCAAGAUUGGCUAUGCUGUUCACCUUAAGUAUAAAGCACUGUACAGACAAAGCCAGUUAGAACACUUUCUUUACGUAUCCUUCUUUGCCUCUCACUGUAGCUGACCUUAUAGCUUAGAACUUUACCUUAAACUUACAUGUACUAAAACUAUACUGGAAAUGUUGGAAAUUUGAAACCUGCUGCACGAACCUAACAGUGCCUCACUGAACUGUUUUGGAUGCCUUAUAUGUCGAGAUUUUCUUUUUCUGUUUUGUGUUCAUCGCUCUAUAACUGUCAUUAAUACUAGACUGAGGAAUUAAUCCUGACCACCCCUAUUUUAGAGUGGUGCUGGCCAUGUAUCACUGUAAUUUUUGGCAGCACCUCAGGGGUGGGGCCCUACAGAUCCUCUACUGACAUUAAUGUAUUUUUUUUCCUCUCUCACUUGAUUGUAUUGUUGUUACUCUUAACCAAAAGAUUUCUACAGUUUCACAGUCACUAAUUUCAACAAACAAAAAAAUCUAUACAUGAUUCAGUCACCAACUCUGAGCUAAAAACUGUUGUUUUAAGAUCUGAAAACAGGCAUCCCAUGCAAUAUCUGAAAAAAAAUGCUUUUAUAUACUACUAUCGUUUUUGCUGCUGCCUAUCAACUGUCUCUCUACUUGUAUAUGUAUGUAUGAGAUCACCAAACGUAUACUUUGUAAACAUACAUGUGUUUAAAUGUUAUUGCAGUGGUAAUACAUAUCCACCUAACAUGAGACAUUACCAUAAUUAGUUCAAAAUGCCAUAUCACAUGAUUCCAAGGUAAGCUAGAGCCUGACUCUAUACCAUUGUCUACUUGCAUGGAAUUCUUGUACUGUUUUUAAUGAUGGUAAGGUGAAAAUGGAUAUUUUUUGUGGCAUUGUGGGAUGCAUUGAAGCAUGAUGGGAAGGGUAUAGUCACUGCCUUGCUAACUCCCAGCGUGUGGCAGAGUUGGUAGUGAGUUUUAACAAUGAUUGAUAUAACUAACUUUCUAGAUAACAUGUUAUACACUACAAGUAUAAUUCUAUGAUGAUGAAACAAUAUGUACAAUAUCACAUGCUUAUAACUAGCUCACGUUGCACAUGUAUUUCGACACUUAGCACAGUCAUAUAGAAUGGUAUAUAUAUACACAUAUAUAUAUGAUAGAAAUUUCUAAUGCAAGUUUUGCACUUUGCCACAAGCUGUCUUUUCUUUAUUUCAUGCACAUGGGUCACGUAUCAUUGCUCCAAUAUUCUGGCUGUCCUGUUUUACCUGUAGGUAAUGUUGUACGACCACACAUUUUUAUUUUACACAGUCUUGUAUGAAAAUCACUGUCACAACAUCUGAAUCGAAGUUGAAUCGUUCUUACAAAGAAGUUUGCAAUCCAUACCUUCCAUGACUCCAUUUUAUGGAGAUAAGACACGUUGCACAGAUCAUAAGUUGCAGAAAACCUAUGGCGCCCCCCGUCUCGGUUGAGGGAUGAUUGUAAAGCCCUAAUCAACAAAGAUGCGGGGCACCAUGGAUUUUCUGCAAUGUGACGUCACAAAAAUGGCGGAUUGCUCAUUCCCAUGUUAAAGAAAUUUGGAACAGUCCGAGUUUUGCUUUGAAAAUUACAGUUCAACUUCAGUGAUUCAGAAUGACUUCUACCAACACAGAUAAACUUUCAAGUUAACUGUCAUGACUUGAAUGUACAUUGUAGCUAUUGAACCGCCAAUUGCACUUUCUUUACCCUGUCUUUAGAUAAUUAUAUUACCCUUUUAAAGUUGUUGAAUGAGUUCUAUAGCUUGAAACACUGUUUUAUGUCCACUCCAACAAUACUGUAUUGUGUCACUCUUUCCACACAUUUAGUUUUCUGUGCGGUCAAAAGUUAUUGUCUGUUAAUGUUUGUGGUGACAUAAUUGUAAUGGUUAUGGUCAUAGAAAGAUACUGGGCAAUUGGAUGAAAUUAUAUUUGCUGUGAUUUGAUACCUUUUUAUGCAUUGACUUAAUAAAAAUUACCUAGAAUGGUUUUUAGGAGCUAACGUUAAAACAAUUCUUUUUUCAAAUCUGAGACUUGAAAAUUUAUCUUAAAAAAUUAGUGAUAGAGUGACGUCUCCAUUUUAACCUAUUGCCCAGGAUAGUACCCUGAAAGGAAGGUGGAAUAUUUCAAUCUCUUUGCUGUCAUUUUAUUCAUUUGUAUCGUCUUUUGAUUUCCAGUAAGUGUAAGAGGUGCAUGUGUGGAGUCGCCAGGCAUUGCUGUGUAUUACAUAUACUCAGGAAAUUUAACCGCACAGCUUCUAACACUCGUUUUUACUCCUAUUAAUUAAUCGCUGUUAGUAGUUUGUUGAAUAUUAAUUAAAACAUUUUUUCUGCA
Molecule: messenger RNA, 7573 nt
Organism: Branchiostoma floridae (Florida lancelet)
Lineage: Eukaryota; Metazoa; Chordata; Leptocardii; Amphioxiformes; Branchiostomatidae
Product: ribonucleoprotein PTB-binding 1-like
Exons: 17
Coding region: 28-3135 (1035 amino acids)
Cellular component (GO): cytosol
Molecular function (GO): mRNA binding
Source: RefSeq, a predicted model, not a curated record